GGGGUAGUGGUAACCUCGGAGUUUCCCAUCAGGAUACUACUCUGGCCCCGUGUUCGAUUCACGGUUAGUGCAUGCUAAGAACCCAUUGAAGCAAACUUCAAUUUUGCCAUUUUUUGCUACUUAUCCUUAAAGUAUAGCGUUCUAUUCUCAGCAUAUUUCAUUAUAGUAUAGUAUAUUUAAAAGUAUUUGGGACUGCGUUUGAAAUAUCUGAGUAGUUAGUCUCGAUUUUGCGUCGAAAACCUUCACGUCUAUAAUGUUAAUACGAGGUUCAGUGCUGGAAGCGUAUUUGUCUUCCUACGGUGGAGGAAGAGCCAAUACAAUUAAGCACCCCACUUUUCCGCGGGGUAGAUCUGAAGAGCUUAGGCCUCUGGGCGCUUCGCCAGGCGUCGUCACUCAAACAUUUAAUUUUGGCAACUGAAAUUCCCAAGCGUCAUAAUGAAUUCUACCAGCACGUAGUCUCUCAAUCCUUCCUCUACACACCUCCCUUACCUCUCUAACUACUACUUUACGAAUAUAAUACCUACCACCGAUACAUCUGCUAUCCCGCAAAAUGAGCGCCAAAGGCGACAAGAUCGAAAAGAUCAUAGCCCGACUGCAGCAGCGGAUUGCUGAGGGGCAGUUCUACGAAGCCCAGCAACAAACCCGAGUUGUCGCUGCGCGGUAUAUAAAAGCGUCGAACUGGAGUGCCGCUAUCGAUAUCCUAUACAAUGUUGCGCAGUCACUUUUAAAAGCCGGUCAAGGUGGUAGCGGUGGGGAUCUUUGUGUGCUGCUGGUCGACACCUACAAGCAGGCCGAGCUGAAGCCCGACUCGGCUACCAAGGGCAAGCUCCUUACUUGUCUACGAUUAUUCGAUAGUGAGGAACCGACUCGCAAGAAAUACAUUGGGGAGAUGAUAGCAUGGUCCUCUAAAUUCGGCGAAUACCCCGCGGGCGAUCCCGAACUCCAUCACGUCGCAGGUUCCCUAUACGCGGAAGAGCACGAGCCGUACGAUGCGGAGAAGCACUUGCUUCUAGGCACGAAGGACUCAGCCGAGGUUUUGGCUCGUCUCGAAUACGAGUGGUUUAAAGAGGAUGAUGCACAUACAGCCGCCUUAUACGCCGCCCGAGGAAUCCUGCCGUACCUUCUGACGGGUAACAUCCGCGCUGCCAAUACGUGUUACCGCCUUUUCACAAGUUCCCUCAACCAAGACAAGUCGAGCCAACUCGGCAUUCAAGAUGUCAGCAGCAAUAGCGUCGACAUACGAAUCUAUCCCAGCAUACCGCUGCUCAAUUUCCUAGGCCUUCUCCUACUCGCCGUCCAACGAGCCAAUGCGGACCUAUACAAGCAACUGCAUAACAAAUAUGCCAGUCUACUGGGAGAAGUUGAUGCGUGGCAUGAGUCUCUAGAAAUGAUUGCAGAGAUGUACUUCGGUAUCCAGAAGCCGCGGCAAAGCAACCCGCUUAUGGACAUGAUGAGCGGCUUCUUCGGUAACACUGGUAGUGGUGGUGCGCCGGGAAGUGGUGCAAGAAGACCGGCCGUUCAGGCUCCUGCGUCGAUGCCGGCUGCUGAGGGAUUGGAUUAGGUCAUCUAAAAGCCCUGUUCUUGAAGUAGCAUCACGUGAGCAUGUCUUGAUGACAUUAAUAAUUAGGUAUGACUAUUCAUGAUGAAGUCGUGGUUCCUCCGGCUCGUACAUCCAAUUAUCUUCGGAGAGUGCCGCUACUUGUGCUCUCAUACU
Messenger RNA from Hypoxylon trugodes, 1714 nucleotides. RefSeq names its product DUF410-domain-containing protein. The coding region runs from base 551 to 1561 and encodes 336 amino acids. NCBI's taxonomy places the organism in Eukaryota, Fungi, Ascomycota, Sordariomycetes, Xylariales, Hypoxylaceae. The transcript is spliced from 2 exons. Gene Ontology annotation, cellular component: cytosol; TRC complex. Gene Ontology annotation, biological process: protein insertion into ER membrane. Gene Ontology annotation, molecular function: protein binding. The record is from RefSeq and is a predicted model, not a curated record.